CCACGGGCUGGCCCUAUAUAUUGACAUCUAUUAUUAAUGAUAAAGCUACUCAAGCUUUACCAAGAAAAAUUAAGGGAGAAUGAGUGCAAGAAUAUUGAUUAGUGCACUAAUAUUCUUGGUUUUAUGUGAGUGUAUGAUGUUAGAAGCACAACUUCAAGUGGGAUUUUAUGAUAAUUCAUGUAGUAUGGCUGAGUUCAUUGUGAGACAAGAGGUUACAAAUGCCUUCUUUAUAAAUAAGGGAGUGGCUGCUGGCCUUGUCCGCAUGCAUUUCCAUGAUUGUUUCGUUAGAGGUUGUGAUGGAUCAGUGCUGAUCGACUCAACUUCAACAAACUCAGCUGAGAAGGACUCACCAGCAAAUAACCCGAGCCUUAGAGGUUUCGAAGUCAUUGAUAGUGCAAAGGCCAGGUUGGAAUCUGUUUGUCAAGGAGUCGUUUCCUGUGCUGAUAUAGUCGCUUUUGCAGCUAGGGAUAGUGUAGCGAUAACUGGAGGAUUUGGCUAUGAAGUUCCAGCUGGUAGAAGAGAUGGCAGAAUCUCACUAGCUUCUGAAACAACAAGUUUGCCCCCGCCUACAUUGAAUGUUGACCAGCUCACCCAAAACUUCAAAAAUAUGGGACUCACCCAAGAAGAAAUGGUUACUCUCUCUGGAGCUCACACCAUUGGUCGAUCUCAUUGCCUGGCCUUCAGGAACAGACUAUACAGCUUCAACUCAACAACAAGCCAGGAUCCCAGUCUUGAUCCUUCCUAUGCAGCCCAGUUGAAACAGCAAUGUCCAGAAGGCAGCACGGAUGCAAGUUUGGUGGUGCCAAUGAACCCUGUAAGCCCAGCUAUCACUGAUGAAUGUUACUACACCGAUAUUCUGGCCAACAGGGGCUUGUUUACAUCCGAUCAAACUCUUCUCACAAAUCCAACUACAGCUAUCCAAGUAAUACAAAAUGCUAGGUAUCCAUUCCUCUGGAAAAGUAAAUUUGCUAGUGCAAUGGUUAAAAUGGGCCAAAUUGGUGUCUUGACAGGCACAGCUGGAGAGAUCCGAGCUAACUGUAGAGUCAUCAAUAGCUGAACAAAAAUGUUAUAUAUAUAUAUCUGUAUUCUAAUAGAGGAUUGCUCCUUUCAAGCUGGAACUUUCCGCACUAUCUUCUUCAACCAGUUAGUACUGGGAAAUCGACUAUGUAUUGCUCUGCUGCCCUUUUAUUAUGUCCUUUAUCACUGUCAGAAAAUUGAAAUUGCAAAUAUCUUCAGUUAUUAGAUCUUAA
Solanum tuberosum (potato) is the source of this 1250-nucleotide messenger RNA. RefSeq names its product peroxidase 5-like. The record is from RefSeq and is a predicted model, not a curated record. Gene Ontology annotation, biological process: response to oxidative stress; hydrogen peroxide catabolic process. The transcript is spliced from 4 exons. NCBI's taxonomy places the organism in Eukaryota, Viridiplantae, Streptophyta, Magnoliopsida, Solanales, Solanaceae. Gene Ontology annotation, molecular function: peroxidase activity; heme binding. Bases 80 to 1057 code for a protein of 325 amino acids.